AUGAAUUCUAAGUUGAGACAAAAUGAAGAGUCUGGGAAGACUUGGAGAGGAGAGAGCUGCAUAGUAGAAGCCUCCAGAAGGUGCCCUUCAAAUAGUCAGAAGACCAGCCAAAGAAACCAGAGAGUAAUAGUUCAUGGUGAGCACACAAGAUCAGGGACAGUGCUUCUUCCAACAGUCAGAACGGAGCAUGGCAUGAGUGGGAAGAGCAGUAGCCAUGGCCAGUACCCUGAGAAGUGCUGUCUCCCCUACACUGUCAUCACUGCCCCACACCUGUCUCCUCUCCGCUCUCAACGCCUCGCUCUCGUGGCCUGUCCACCCCAUUCAUCAUCCCGCCGGCCACCACUAAGAACACCUUCCACCAUAGCCACCUCAGCAAGUUCUCACCUGAACAAAAGCAUCAAGCAAAUGUACAUGUCCCUGCCCCAGGGUGAGAAAGUCCAAGCCAUGUAUAUCUGGGUUGAUGGGACCGGCGAAGGGCUGCGCUGCAAGACCCGCACCCUGGACUGCGAGCCCAAGUGUGUGGAAGAAUUACCCGAGUGGAAUUUCAAUGGCUCUAGCACCUUUCAGUCUGAGGGCUCCAACAGUGACAUGUAUCUCAGGCCAGUCGCCAUGUUUCGGGACCCCUUCCGCAAAGAGCCCAACAAGUUGGUGUUCUGUGAAGUUUUCAAGUAUAACCGGAAGCCUGCAGAGACCAAUCUAAGACACACCUGUAAACGGAUAAUGGACAUGGUGAGCAACCAGCACCCCUGGUUUGGAAUGGAACAGGAAUAUACUCUCAUGGGAACAGAUGGACACCCUUUUGGCUGGCCUUCCAAUGGCUUCCCUGGGCCCCAAGGUCCAUACUACUGUGGUGUGGGAGCAGACAAAGCCUAUGGCAGGGACAUCGUGGAGGCUCACUACCGGGCCUGCUUGUAUGCUGGAGUCAAGAUUACAGGAACAAAUGCCGAGGUCAUGCCUGCCCAGUGGGAAUUCCAAAUAGGACCCUGUGAAGGAAUCCGGAUGGGAGAUCAUCUCUGGGUGGCCCGUUUCAUCUUGCAUCGUGUAUGUGAAGACUUCGGGGUGAUAGCAACCUUUGAUCCCAAGCCCAUUCCUGGGAACUGGAACGGUGCCGGCUGCCAUACCAACUUUAGCACCAAGGCCAUGCGGGAGGAGAACGGUCUGAAGUACAUUGAGGAGGCCAUUGAGAAACUAAGCAAGCGGCACCAGUACCACAUUCGCGCCUACGAUCCCAAGGGGGGCCUGGACAAUGCCCGGCGCCUGACUGGAUUCCACGAAACCUCCAACAUCAACGACUUUUCUGCUGGCGUUGCCAACCGCAGUGCCAGCAUCCGCAUUCCCCGGACUGUCGGCCAGGAGAAGAGGGGCUACUUUGAAGACCGUCGCCCUUCUGCCAAUUGUGACCCCUUUGCUGUGACAGAGGCCAUCGUCCGCACUUGCCUUCUCAACGAGACUGGCGAUGAGCCGUUCCAAUACAAGAACUAAGUGGACUAGGCUUUGAGUGAUCCUGAGCCCUUCCUAAUCACCCCACUCCAACUCUUUCCUGUCCCGGCUCUGUCCCCACUGUAACUCAAAGGAUGGAAUAUCAAGGUCUUUUUAUUCCUCGUG
Messenger RNA from Arvicola amphibius (Eurasian water vole), 1605 nucleotides. RefSeq names its product glutamine synthetase-like. The transcript has 2 exons. Bases 1 to 1482 code for a protein of 493 amino acids. The record is from RefSeq and is a predicted model, not a curated record. Gene Ontology annotation, cellular component: cytoplasm. Gene Ontology annotation, molecular function: glutamine synthetase activity. Lineage: Eukaryota; Metazoa; Chordata; Mammalia; Rodentia; Cricetidae.